AUGACCAAUGUCUACUCAUUUGAUGGGAUUGUGGUGUUUGGACUGCUGUUCAUCUGCACGUGUGCGUACUUCAAGAAGGUCCCGCGCCUCAACAGCUGGCUGCUGUCUGAGAAGAAGGGCGUGUGGGGGGUCUUCUACAAAGCUGCAGUGAUCGGGACACGUCUGCACAUCCCCGUGGCCCUCUCCUGCUUCUUUAUGGCUUUUUACGUCAUGUUUCUGAAAUGA
Knipowitschia caucasica is the source of this 225-nucleotide messenger RNA. The record is from the annotation of a GenBank genome assembly. NCBI's taxonomy places the organism in Eukaryota, Metazoa, Chordata, Actinopteri, Gobiiformes, Gobiidae.